CCCCCCACAGCCCUCUAGGCCACUCUCAGCCCGGUUGACACUUGACAGCGCAGGCAGUUUACCUUGGCCCAGAUCCAGAGUUCGGGCCCAGCCUGGGGCGGCCCCCAGCUCUCCACCUUGUUACCCGCCCCCUCUCCAGCGCAAAGAGCAGUUUAAAUAUAAAUCAGUCUUCAGCACAAACAGAGCCUCAGAGAGCCUCGGAGCCAUCACCGGAACUGAGGGCCCAGGUUUGCCGCGGCGAGUGCAAACAAGCAGAGACCAGCUCCGUAAAUCUCCCCGAGUGCCUUGGGCGGGGUGCCGCGGCUCACCUCGCGCCGGGAACCUGGAUCCCUUCCACCCACUGGCUCCCGCUGUACGCAGCGUCCCUCGGGCCCCUCCAGCCCCUUCCCAUCCAGCCCCCUGCCCUCCGCUGCCCAGCCUACCCUGGGUCCCCUCUGGUCAUCCGCCUGCAGUUCCCCCGCGCCCCCCUUUAGCCCGCAGCCUACUGCCCCCUCCAGCCACUGUCUCCUCACCCUCCACCACCCCUCCCCGCAGGCGGGACCUCUUCCUGGGCCGAUCUGAAGCACUGUCGACCCCAGGAGCGCCCAGGGUCUGGCGGCCCCGGCAGCACAGACGCCGCGGGCGCCUACGGACACCUGUCUGAGGAAGCGGAGGGGGCGGGGGCUCCAGGGCCUUUGACAUCGAGGAAGAGGGGAGGAGGGAGAAAGCGUUUCAUCAUCGGCGGCGGCCACUUAUAAAAACUUGUGGACACACACGCUCUCGCUCAGUCUCCACACCGCGCGCCUCCGCGGAGCCACCUCCCCGCCACACCAGCCCCGGACUCCUGGGCCUGCAGCCGCCGCCGCGGGACCAAGGGGACGUCGCUCGCGCAGCGCCUCUGCUGCCGCCACCAUGGGAAUCCUGCCCAGGCUAGGCGCCCGCCCGAGCAGCAGCGCCCCCGCGGGCCGAGCCGGCCGCUGCUCCAGCGCGGUCUUCGGCAACAUUAAGGUAUUUGUGCUCUGCCACGGGCUCCUGCAGCUCUGCCAGCUUCUCUACAGUGCCUACUUCAAGAGCAGCCUCACCACCAUUGAGAAGCGCUUUGGGCUCUCCAGUUCUUCCUCAGGCCUCAUUUCCAGCUUGAACGAGAUCAGCAAUGCCAUCCUCAUCAUCUUUGUUAGCUACUUUGGCAGCCGGGUACACCGACCAAGGCUGAUCGGCAUCGGAGGUCUCCUGCUGGCCGCAGGCGCCUUUGUCCUCACCCUGCCCCACUUCCUCUCAGAGCGCUACCAGUACUCCUUGGCCAACAUAGGUAUUACCGGGAACCUCAGCCAUGUCCAGGCAGAGCUUUGCCAGAAGCGUUGGCAUAACCUGCCCCCUGGGAAGUGCCUGAACACCAUGCAGGAUGUGCAGAAGGAGACCAGCAGCAUGUGGGGCCUGAUGGUGAUGGCGCAGCUGCUGGCGGGCAUCGGCACGGUGCCCAUUCAGCCAUUUGGGAUCUCCUACGUGGACGACUUCGCGGAGCCCAACAACUCGCCCCUGUACAUCUCCAUCCUAUUUGCCAUUGCUGUCUUUGGACCAGCUUUUGGGUACCUGCUGGGCUCUGUCAUGCUGCAGAUCUUUGUGGACUACGGCAGGGUUGACACAGCUAAAGUUAACUUGAGUCCAAGUGACCCUCGAUGGAUUGGAGCCUGGUGGCUGGGCCUGCUCAUUUCUUCAGCUUGUUUGGUUCUCACUUCUGUCCCCUUUUUCUUCUUUCCUCGUGUGAUGCCCAGAAGAACAAAUAGUUCUGCUACAGAAGAUGGAGCAAGAAAGAUGGAGGAGGUCAGGUCAAGAGGUUCCCUGUUGGAUUUCAUUAAAAGAUUCCCACGCAUCUUCCUGAGGCUGCUCAUGAACCCACUCUUCAUGCUGGUGGUCCUGGCCCAGUGUACCUUCUCCUCCGUCAUCGCCGGCCUCUCCACAUUCCUCAACAAGUUCCUAGAGAAGCAGUAUGGCACCUCUGCAGCCUAUGCCAACUUUCUCAUUGGUGCUGUCAACCUCCCGGCUGCAGCAUUAGGGAUGCUGUUCGGAGGAAUCCUCAUGAAGCGUUUUGCUUUCCCUCUGCAAACCAUGCCCCGAGUGGCUGCCACCAUCAUCACCAUCUCUAUGAUCCUCUGUGUCCCUCUAUUCUUCAUGGGUUGUUCCACUCCGACAAUAGCCGAAGUCUACCCUCCCAGCACAUCAAGUUCUAUACAUCCACAGCCGCCUCCUCCUGCCUGCCGCAGGGACUGCUCUUGCCCGGAUUCCAUCUUCCACCCUGUCUGCGGAGACAAUGGAAUCGAGUACCUUUCUCCUUGCCAUGCCGGCUGCAGCAGCAUCAACACAAACUUUACUGGCUCCAAGCAACUGAUCUAUCUGAACUGCAGCUGUGUGGCUGGGAGAUCAGCAAAGACAGGAUCGUGCCCCAUCUCCUGUGCCCACUUCCUGCUCCCCACCAUCUUCCUCAUCUCCUUCGCAGCCCUGAUCGCCUGCAUCUCCCACAACCCCCUCUACAUGAUGGUUCUGCGUGUGGUGAACCAAGAGGAAAAGUCAUUUGCCAUCGGGGUCCAGUUCUUGCUCAUGCGCUUGCUGGCCUGGCUGCCGUCUCCAGCCCUCUACGGUCUCGCCAUUGACUACUCCUGCAUCUGGUGGAACUCAAAGUGCUCAGGGAGGCGAGGGGCCUGUGUCUAUUAUGACAACGAUGCUCUCCGGGACAGGUACCUGGGCCUGCAGAUGGGCUACAAGGCCCUGGGCAUACUGCUGCUUUGCUUUAUCAGCUGGAAGGUGAAAAAGAACAGAGAGUACAAUGUGCAGGAGAAGGCCACAGACCUCAUCUGAGCCUCUCCUAUCCAGUGCCUGCUCCAAGUGAACCCUGUCUCCUCCAAAUGUGCCCACAUCCACUAAUGUUAACACAUCUCUUCCUUUUUGUUUUUUAAAUAAGAAAGAAAACCCCAGUCACCACUUGCCUUUCCUACCUCCUCUUCCCAUGAUUCCUGAAGGCUGAUGCCUACCUGAGUUGAGUGGGCUCACAGCUGGAGGGCCCAGUCUUCCUUGGCUCCUUGGAUGGGGACCCUAUGUACUGAGCUGUCCUUACUACUGGGGCUCCAGACAAAGAUGCCUACGUAGGCGGCCCCCGACACUGACCAACCCUGAGGCAUUAAAUGGAGUAAGAGGAAAGGGAUGCACACUCCUUGCCAGGCAGUCAGGUUCUCCUGUCUGCCCACAGCCUGCAGAGAACAGAGUAAGAGGAGGAAGGGAAGGGCUGAGUCAUUAAAAGCAAGAGCUGGGCUCCGGGAAGAGAAAUCCAGCCUUUGCCCUUGCUGCAUCUGGAUUCACACGACAUGGAGUUCAGGAGGGGCUGGCUGCCACUGCCCUGAGAUCCUCCUGUCCUGCCCCUAAGAAGCCACUUGGAAACCACAGAGUCAGAAGUGCAGCAGACUCAGGCAUCAAAGCAAGAACUGAAAAACCCUGACGUGGAUCAUCCAAAUGCUAACUCCUGAACCCAAGACCUUUCUGUCCUUAAACCUGCAUGAGCUUAUCUUCCUCUUCCUGGGGCUACAUGUCACCUGGUAGAAAUCCACACAUAGAGAAGACCCAAAAGGACCUGCCAUGUGUCAUGAGGCCCGACCUCUCACCUUCACCAUGGGGAUGAGACCUCUUUCAUCUCAGAGCCCUCCCUACAUUUCCCUGUGACCAGAGGAUCGGGCUUCACAUAGACUCCCCUGUACACUCUGGCCUGUAUACAGAGGACUGAAGAGAGGUGGUCUCAGAUGCCAGGAAAACACAGAAUGAGGCAGAGAGAGGUCAGCUGAGACCACCUGGCUGGCAAGCUGCAGCCCACUAGACAGAGGCCAACAGGGCUGACCUUCCUAGCUUUAAACACACUAUGCUCAUCACCACUUUCUUGGCCUCUUCUCACUGCCUCCAGAAAGGUAGGCACCUUCUGUGAGCCAGUUCUAGGAGGCACUGCUGCUACAUGAUAAAGAUUCAGAGAUAGAAGCCAACAACAGACACCUUUCAUCAGCAGUUCUUCUGCUUACUGGAGACCGCCUUUGUGCUCAGCCAUGCCAGCAUGUGGUUCUUCAGAGAGCUCCCCUCAUAUCUUACCUUGCUUCCCUCUACUGACAUGAGGACCUCCCAGACAGUGCUUGGUGGGCAGUGUGGACAGGGAGGGGUGGGGGACGACACGUGCUUCUCAAACACAAGUAUCCAAAGACUGCCCAAAAGGAUCCUGACCGGCCUUGUGUGGCCCCGCCAGGCUGACUCUUAGGAAUCAACAAGCAGGCUCACUGUGUCCGUGGAGCAGCUGGGCUUCUGCAGUACGUGAUGUCUCAGUGCCACUUCUCUUAGAAGACAUGUUUGAGAACACAGUGGAAACCACCUUAUAAGAUAACAAAAGUUACGUCCAUGGCCAAACUGCUAUGUGACUUGAAAUCUGUGGAAGCCACUCUCCACUCGUCCUCUCAAAGCCACUACCCAGCCUGUUUCCAUGCAGCUCAGUGGGGAAGGAGCUCUAAGCAAACUCAGGGGCCAUUCUCAGCCUUUGCAAUGGACCUGUUUGGAAAACAAUUCUCUGCAGCUAACCCCUGUCUUUCUUACUGCAAUUGACCAAGUCCUGAAGGCACUGACUUCCGCUGAGCUCAUGGACAAUGAAUGCCAAUCUCCAGGUUCUGGAAGCGUGGUGGCUCUCCCAAACUUUUAUUCUAUUAUAUUCCUAUUAAUAUAUUAUAAUUUUGCUACAGAUAACACCUGGUCAUGAAUUUAUGCUGUUACAUAUAUCUACCAUACAAUAGGUGGAGCCUUCUAGGCAGAGUAAGUACCUAUGUCAAAGCCCCCAGAGGCCUUAUCUCACCACAGAGGGAUUUGAGGUAUGUGAGUCUAAACCUGUCAGCUUGGUGCUAAGCAGGCACCAGAAACGUGUUUCUUCAGUAAAAUUAUUCAGGUAACUGUCAAAGCCUCAGGGCACUGAGCUCUCAGGGAGCCUCAUCCCUGCCCCAAGUGUAUAUCCAGAAGGAGAGUUGGACAUGAACUGUCCGUGAUACAAAGAUGAACUAAUGUCAUAAUCACAAUUGACAUCUUACUGCCCCUCCCUCAGGAAAUCUUUUCUCUAAUUCCAGCAGGGAAUAUGUAAUGGCUUCCUUUCUUUUCUAGAAAAAAAA
Molecule: messenger RNA, 5153 nt
Organism: Octodon degus (degu)
Lineage: Eukaryota; Metazoa; Chordata; Mammalia; Rodentia; Octodontidae
Gene: Slco2a1
Product: solute carrier organic anion transporter family member 2A1
Exons: 15
Coding region: 892-2832 (646 amino acids)
Biological process (GO): transmembrane transport; prostaglandin transport; sodium-independent organic anion transport
Cellular component (GO): membrane
Molecular function (GO): protein binding; prostaglandin transmembrane transporter activity
Source: RefSeq, a predicted model, not a curated record